GGCUUCAUCCCACUUAGCCCACAACAUCCCUCCUUCCAUCACACCCACACACCCACAGCCCACUACUCACACCCCCCCGGUGUGCAUUAUCGCUUGGACUCUACGAACCCUUUAAAAGAUCCAGUGAUCCUCUGCACUUCUUCUACUCUCUCCUCAUCACACUACCCCACUCAACCCCCAUCACCCCCGAUACCAAUCCCACUCACCUUCAAAAGCAUCCCUCUCGGCUCCCUUCUUCUUUGCCUUUUUUCCCUUUACAUAACUCCCAGAAAAGAUCAUCAUGGCCGGCUCCACUGUUGUCUCCAACACUGCGGCGUUGUCGAAGUACUUGGACCUGCCCCAGCACGGUGCUGUCCAGGCCGAAUACAUCUGGAUCGAUGGAUCCAACGGACUCCGGAGUAAAACCAAGACCCUCAACAAGAAGCCCGCUUCGAUCGACGAGCUCCCCGAGUGGAACUUCGACGGCUCCUCGACCGCCCAGGCUCCCGGUGAGGACUCCGACGUCUACCUCCGCCCCGUCGCCAUCUUCCCUGAUCCUUUCCGCCGUGGCGACAACAUCCUCGUCCUCUCCGAGUGCUGGAACGCCGAUGGCACCCCCAACAAGUUCAACUACCGCCACGAGUGCUCCAAGCUCAUGGAGGCCCACAAGGACCUGAUUCCCUGGUUCGGUCUCGAGCAGGAGUACACUCUGUUCGAUGAGUUUGGUGCUCCCUACGGAUGGCCCAAGGGUGGUUUCCCCGGCCCCCAGGGUCCCUACUACUGUGGUGUCGGAACUGGCAAGGUUUACUGCCGUGAUAUCGUCGAGGCUCACUACCGCGCCUGCAUGUACGCCGGCGUGACCAUCUCCGGAAUUAACGCUGAGGUCCUUCCUUCCCAGUGGGAGUUCCAGGUCGGCCCUUGUGUCGGUAUCGACAUGGGUGACCAUCUCUGGAUCGCUCGCUACCUCCUCCACAGAGUAGCCGAGGACUUCGGUGUCAAGAUCUCCUUCCACCCCAAGCCCAUCCCCGGUGACUGGAACGGUUCCGGACUCCACACCAACUUCUCGACCGAGGCCAUGCGCACGGACGGUGGUAUGAAGGUGAUCCACGACGCUAUCGCCAAGCUCGAGAAGCGCCACAAGGAGCACAUCGCCGUCUACGGAGACGACAACGCUCUCCGUCUGACCGGAAAGCACGAGACCGGAAACAUCGAGGCCUUCUCCUUCGGUGUUGCGGACCGUGGUUCCUCGAUCAGAAUCCCCCGGUCGUGCGCCAAGGAGGGUUACGGAUACUUCGAGGACCGCCGACCCGCCUCCAACGCCUGCCCGUAUCAGAUCACCGCCAUCAUGGUUGAGACUUGCUGCGGUGCUAUCUAAUCGGUUUCUGUUACUAUCAGCUCGGGGUUCAUGUUUUUUUUUUCUUUCUGUCCUUUUUAAAUUUCCAUUCUGUUUUUUUUCUUCACUUUUUUCCUUUUGGGUCUGCUUUGCUAUGGGAUGGGUACAAGAAAGAUGAGGGGAAGUGCGUGUUGUAAGUCCUUGAGAUUCGUUGCAAGGCACAGGUGUAUUCGGGGUUGGAUUGGGAAUUGGGAAUUGGCGCAGUGUGGGGUUAGAUCUCGUUUCGGGUUCUAGGCCAGUUGUGCAACUGCUUGUGUUUUAGAUAGAAUUCAGAGAUAUCUAUGGGGAUAUCUUUUUUCCACAUUUGACCCUUCCUUCCUUCGAGAACAAGCUUCGGUGCAGAAAGGGAAGCAAAAGCAAAAAGAAGGCA
Messenger RNA from Tricharina praecox, 1742 nucleotides. Its product is annotated as glutamine synthetase. NCBI's taxonomy places the organism in Eukaryota, Fungi, Ascomycota, Pezizomycetes, Pezizales, Pyronemataceae. The record is from RefSeq and is a predicted model, not a curated record. The coding region runs from base 281 to 1354 and encodes 357 amino acids. The transcript is spliced from 3 exons. Gene Ontology annotation, molecular function: glutamine synthetase activity. Gene Ontology annotation, cellular component: cytoplasm.